This is a messenger RNA of Rhopilema esculentum, 10982 nucleotides long. Its product is annotated as ankyrin repeat and fibronectin type-III domain-containing protein 1. The record is from RefSeq and is a predicted model, not a curated record. Gene Ontology annotation, biological process: regulation of establishment of bipolar cell polarity; establishment of mitotic spindle orientation. NCBI's taxonomy places the organism in Eukaryota, Metazoa, Cnidaria, Scyphozoa, Rhizostomeae, Rhizostomatidae. Gene Ontology annotation, molecular function: protein binding. Gene Ontology annotation, cellular component: spindle.
CGGUAUUAUUAUUCUCGUCCACAAAGCGAUGGUGUAAUCAAAAGUUAUCCUUUAGUGCGUCUUCGACAUUUGCUUGUUGCUAUGAAAAUUUUCGAUUGUUCUACCUUUCACAGAUGCUUCGAAAACACAUCAGUUUAUGUUCUGAAAUUUUCUUUAAUUAUCAUGUGUGUUUUUUUAUUGCUGCAUUAUUUUACGUCCUCACAAAAACUAGAAGCAUUGUUGUCGAGUGGAGCCGUCAAGGUAUUUGCAGUUUUUUCCGGUUAAAACAAUGUCUUAUGAUUGAAGAGUUUACAAAUAGAUCUCUUUUUAUAAAACUUGUUCUGUUUCAGUUCUUUGUUUCUGUAUCAGUUGUUGCUUUCUCGAAGUUUUUCUGCAUCACUGUCUUAUUUUAAACAGGUCUCUUGGACAAUUGUUCCGUUUAUUUUCUUUUAAAUUUGAUUUUUUAAUGCAGAGUCCAGAAAAAUUGUUAACCUUCCUUCAGACAAAAAAUCCCAAAACGCAAACCUUCCUCACAAACAAUGGAAAGUAGGCGUGGCUGGGUGUGUCAUAGGAGCUUCUAUUGUUUUUCGUGGACUUUCCUCCGGUCAGUGGCCGUGCGACCGUAAUGUUUUCCUGACUCUAUUUUAGUGGUCUCUUGUUUUACAAAGGACAAUUGUUCGAAUCAUUGACAGAAACAAGCCUCCAGGCUUCAGUCCCCGUUCUCUUUCACGUAUUGAAGUCUUCAGAUCAUAACUAACAAAGAGGGUACGCUUCCAACUCCAGACUUCAUAUUUUGCAUUUGUACAUGUAGUACAGUAGUAUUUUUAAUAACAGUUUCACUCUUAUUGCUUUUUUGUUUACGACGGCUGUCAUCCUGAACGGGAAUUUUGUCGUUUUCUGCAAUAUGCUGUAUAUUUAUUUUUUCAAGCAAACAACAUACUGAGACCGACUCAGAUCUGUCCUCCUUAAGCUACAUUUCACAAUAACAUUCCUAAUAAAUUGCACAAAAACUGGUACGGAAACAUGGAUGAAAAUCAAUUAAAUUUUUCAGUGUUUUUUUAUCUAAAAAAAGCCCUUGACUUGCCGAACACGAAAUUAUUGUUAAAAAUUGUUAUGGUUGUGGUGGGGGGAGGGUUGGGCUGGUUCGUCUGCAGCCUGAGUUAUGGAUACAGUACUGCUCUUUUACUAAUCAGAAGUCAAGUGAAAUCUUUAUAUGUGGCUUUCCCAUAGAAUUAGGAAUCUAUGGGCAUUCCACAAGGAUUUUUUCUCGGCCCACUUUUAUUUGUUAUCUAUCUUAGUGAUUUUCCCUUAGAAAUUCCCUUAGACAUUCUACAACGGGUAUGCACGUAGUUGACACAAAGGUGAUUUUUACAUCAGACAUAAAGAAGACCUUCUUGAAAAUUUUUUACUAAGCGUCUAUCCGCAAAAAGGUACACGGUAGUAUGGCUCAGCAUUAAAAAAUGUCAAUGAACUGUUUUGCUGGGUAUAAUAACAGAUGUGGGUUGGAGUUCUGAUAGACAAUUUUCAAUGAAAAUAACAAUGAAAAUAGCCCCGCGAUUCCAUCCUUUUAACAUUUACGAUGUCCUUGUGGAGAAUUACGAUAUACAAACGUCGUUUUGUUAUUUUAAAUGGUAUUUUGGGUUCCUAAUGCAAACGUUGUGACCAAGAUGGGGAAAAAAGUUUUAGAAACCCAUGUACCAGCAAACUUAAUAUUUUAUUAUACUGUUAUGUUAUACAUAUGCGUCUUGUUUUAGAAACUGGCCAGUCCUGCUUCUUUAUCGAAGCUUUUCUGGAUUCCGAGUACUUCUCGAUUUCGAAAAUGUUCGUUAAGCCUCGUACACCAAGACAGCUUACGUCCCUGUUUUUAAAGAUGCUUCGACUUUGUUUGUCAUUAUUUUGUUUAGUUGAUUUUCAGAAUUAGGACAACUUCCUUAGAAGGUCAACUGCUCUGAAUAUAAAUUGUCAUAAUACUGAGAAAUGAAAACAGAACAAAUUUAUGUGGCACCUUGUAUUCAAGUCGCAGUAGUAGAGUCAAUAGAAAUAGCAAUAAAACUAAGCAGCAGCAAAUUCUUGAAAAGAUCGAUUGCUUGUAAUCCAGCCGCCGAAAUGCUAUUCACAGGAAUUGCCUAUACAUUACUACGUGUAUGUCUGAAGGCUUCCUUGAAAGAAUUUUGGCAGUAUUUUGCAGUACGUCUGCCCGAAAAGAGAUCAUCUAAUGGUCAAAAUGCUUUCCUGUAGAGGUGAAAAAAUAUUGAAAAGCCUCCCAACCGCCUGUAAGCAAGCAACAACUAUUGGUUUUAUAUCUUACAUAAAGAACUCUAGAGCACUUUUGAUAAAAAUUUUGUUACGUAAUAUUUUAUUCUUUCAUUCUAAUUACGUAGCAUUUUUUUCUUUUGUAUAAAUUCAAUAUAGUUUUGUAACUUUGUAAGUGGAGGGCUCCUCGAAAAUCAGCAACGCUGAAGGGCAACCCUCCUUAAUACUCAUAACCAACCAAUCACUCAAUCAACUAUUAAAAUCAUUCAAUCAAUCGAUCAAUCAAUCAAUUACGCGUGAUAAAUUACUAACGAAAGCGGAAGUCAUUACAAUUUACAUAGAGAGAGAUAUUUUACUCAGUUGCAAGCAGAUUUUGAUGAAACUUUUACUUUUCAAGUAUAGAGUGCAGUUCAGGUUUAGAGCGCCAUUGUUAUUUUAACGUUCUAAUGAUCAGGCUAAAUUGCAAAGCAAUUUGUAUGCUGACGUCAUAGAGAUUACUGACUUGGAAAAUAAUAGACCCUUUGUCUCCUCUUAUUGCAACUUUUGUUUCAUGCUCUUCGGUUGAUGGUUCUUGUAGUGUCGUGUUUGUGUUAUCAAUGCAGCUGCUUUCGGAAACUAUUCUAUAUUCAAUUACGUAAGCCGGAAUUUGAAAAGUCUUCUUUUAAAGGGCGCCAAAAAGCAGUCUUGACAACUGUCAUUAAUAUGUAAUACUGGCUUUGCUGCAAAAAACAACGUCCUAUCCCAUCGUUCUCAGCAAAAGCAAGAUAAUUAUUUGCUUGUAAUGUUUCUGUUAUUACAAACUUAAUAGCAUGUCUACUUCAACCCUUUUCCACCGCCCAAUAAUAAAAGCUCUCAUGUCGCGAAUCAGAUUUAAUAAUUCAAUUGAGAGCUUUCGUCAGAUGCAUAGAAUCAGCACAUAAGCACGAGUUUGCUUACAAAAAUGAGUUUUGUGCAGCAAUUUUCGCAUGAGAAAUUUGAAGACAAAAAGGUGGUGAAUUCAUUUUCUGUAAAAGUCUCUUUACUGGCGUUGCAAAGAGUUACUAGCAUGUUAAUGACCAAGGGCAAGUUUGAAGGCCGAAGCUUAGCACAGGCUCGUGCUUUUAGAAAUCAAGUGGGGACCCUAACAGACGAGCGUUGCAAUCAGUUUUCCAGUAUAUUAAUGCUGAGAACGGAAAUGUAAGUAUCUAACGUCUAGAUGAAGUAACUUGUUCGGUAUCUACAUAUGGAAUGUUUUGUUUGAUUUGUAUUGAAUACUGAUCAUUUGCUAUAUGCCACAUUUUUUGCAAUGAAAGGCUUUUGUUGAUAAAGCUCUCUUAUGUAGCAUACCUAAGGGCCCGUUCACACAAGGGCCCAUUCAUUUGAAAACGGAGUCAAAUUAAUCCGUUUUUGCCUUGCGUUCGCACUACUCUUCGCACUUGCGUUUUCAGUGUGAUGACCAAAAGCGGAGACAUUUUGAAUUUGAAAACGGAGUCAAAUUAAUCCGUUUUUGCCUUGCGUUCGCACUACUCUUCGCACUUGCGUUUUCAGUGUGAGGACCAAAAGCGGAGACAUUUUGAAUACGCUAACAACGGCAACAAAAUACGUGUUUUUUAGCACCAAAAUUUAGUACAAAUUUUGAAAUUGAAAAUUAACAUUGGACUGGUUGUUGUUAAAACAAAUUUUUCACGAUUCGCUUUUAUUUAAUUUAAUUCAUAAUGACGCCAAUUUGUUGAGGAUUCGUGAAGGCCUCUUUUCAAAAUUGAGGCCAUCAACAGCUCAAGACCACUCUGGCAAUUUAUACUUCGUGUCACUGGUAGUCUGUAUCAUUUUACUUUUGGAGUAGACAAAUUACAAGCGUAACCUACUUUCUUCUUACAGUUACAUAAGAAAACAACAAAACAGAUCCGUUGGUAGAAAACAUUUGCCCUGCAAAAAUCAGUUUUGUCCUGCGAAAAGGUCCUACGUUCGUGGUGUGAAUCACCCACCCCCCAGCCCCCCUCCAUAUGUAGCGGGAUCUUUAUCGAAGAAGUGAGACGAAGAGAAAAGAACUUCGUUUAUGUUUUCUGCUUCAUCGUCGAAAUCAAAAGUCCUAUAACUAACUACGUGCUGAAAUAUAUAUCCUUAAGUUAAGUGCGUCAUAAGUAACAUGAUAACGAGGUUAAUACUGAAAAGGAGAAUAUUCCUAUUACACAUACCCCUCUCAAGUGACGCCCCUGCUCACUUGUCUCAAUUCCAGAAAUACUGGGAUUUUCUUAAAAGUCAGAAACUUUCACUAAUCUCAAUAUUUGUCUCUGUUGAUUGGGGCAUUACCUAAAGUUGUUAAAGUUAAAGUAUUGUAACUCUUAGUAAAUCGUUUGUAUUGUAGUAUCGUAAUUUUGUAGAAUCGUAAUUUUGUAGAAUUGUUUGCUGAAUCGGCUUAUAAUUCAGUGAAACUGAAGUUAUGGCCUCUGGAAAUAACGCACGAGAAAAUCUAAAACAAGCCUUUCAAGACAGAAGUACUAAAUCUUAAAUUUCCAAAACAAUCAUCAAUCUCAAUCUUGGUUUUACUAACCGGUCGUUUUUCCUUGAAAAAAUGUUGCUUUCGCCAAGUAACCGCGUUAUCGUCAUAAAAAGUAUCCCCACCACUGCCCAGAGACAAGGACUUUUUGCAUGCUCAUUUUUGUUUUGAACGGAAACAAUAUGGUGUGGUUUGAUUUUGCAAUUGAAACAAAACAUGGUAGCUCCAAAUUUGUAGAUCCGAGUGAUGAGUACACUUUUGUGGAAAAUGAUAUAUACUUUGGCAAAUAAGAUGACGCAUUCCGUCAAUUGUUUAAUGGCAAAGCACUAGGUGUCUCCCAGUGAAUUCUCGGCAGUUCAUUUUAUUCCAUAGUAGUUUCCUGUAGUGGGUGUUUAGAACCGUAGCCGGGACUUCCGAUUGAUUCUAUUUUGAAAAUACACGCCUACUGCGUAUUCAAAAGAGGGAAAGUUGUUGUAUAUAUCGAUGGGCUUUUAGAAGAAAUGUGUCUGAUGUCCUGAAAAUCUUUGUUUAAGCAAAGCUAUGAUUAAAAAUACAUCGAAAGACUAUGUUAGCCUGGUUACAAUAUGCGAAGAGCAAAUAGUCGAUGCUUUCUCAAGAUUCUCCCGCGCUAAAAUAGCUGUUUUACGCAGGCGUGCCAAUAGUUUGGACCACAUCCCUUCUCCAUCUACAAGCCCUUCUGCGUUUCGCAAGAAAUUCCACUACAGCCCAGUGGAAUCACCAAGACCUUCUUUCAACCGAACUAUUUCUUUGUCGCAAAGGUCUCCGUUUCGUAAAAGAAAUGCAUUCACGGAGCCCGAAGCAACACUUUUGGGCCUCAAAGAUCAAAGACCACGAAGCUUUAAGAGGCAUAAAAAUGCAAUGGAAGCCUUGUUUGAUGCAAUCGAGAGACAGGACACAGAAGAGGUUAGAAAGAUUAUGCAACAGCCGGGCAUAAAAGUCAAUGGCCUGAACUCAGAUGAUUUCACGCCGCUUGAUAUUGCACUCCUGAAGGGAGACAUGGACACUGCCAAGCUUCUCCUUCAUUUUGGUGCUAUUGAAAACCCAUCGUUUAUCAACGCAGAUGCACGAGCAGAAAAGCUCGAGUCUUUAAUCACGGAAGCAGAUAAAAAUGUCAACGAUUUUACGGCAUCUAUCGUCAAUUGUACUGCAGAUAUCAAGGAGAGUGAAAGGCAACUACGAGAAUGGGAAUGGAGGCUCUAUACGCUUCGACUUAUGCACAAUACGCUUGUAAACACAGACGCGCCAAACGAAAUACCAGUAGUAUCAGCUGCUCCAUUGUCGGAUCAAUCAGUUAUCAUCAUAAUCACUCCAGCCAAGCACAGCAAAAAGGAAUUGAUUACCAAAUAUAAAAUUGAAUGGAGCAGCGACUUGGACUUCCAAAAAAUUAAAGGAGUGAAAUUAGUAAUGGAUGUAAGGAGUUUACAGUGUACAAUUGAUGGACUGGAAAAGGGCAGAAAGUGCUACCUCCGUGUCAGAGUUGGGAAUAUCAAGGGUUUUGGACCACCAGUUACUCCAGAUCCUCCUUUCGUCAUUCCAUCUUCCUGGCAUGAAAUCAAUGAUCAAAUACCAAGAUACACUGGUUGCAAGGAAAGGUUAGAGGAACUUCUCGAAAAAAUCAUGGCCCACAAAGCAGCGCUAUUCGAGGAGCAAAACGGAGAUUUAGGGUCAAAAAAUGGUGCUUCUCCCGUUUCGUCGUCGAAAGAAUCUCCGAAAUUGGGCAGAAAAGGAUCUGUGUUCAGAACUGUUUCAAAAUAUACAAACUUGGUAUUCCAUUCUGCCCCCAAAUUAUUAAAACGAUUGAAAUGCCGUGGCAUUUACUUAGCUACAUUGCUGUACAACGAGGAGGACGACCGAGUUCUAGUUACGAUGGAUGACAACAUUCCUGUUGUUGAGGUUGAUGACAAUUUCUCGAAGUCUUUUACGCAAGAAUUCUAUUGGCUAGCCAAGAUAAGUUGCACAUGGGAAGAUGUACAGCAAAUGCUUCUCGACUCAUCCAAAGUGCACUCAUCGCAUGCAAUUCACAUUCGAAGAAAAUUACUGCAGGCCAGUAUGGUUCUUCAGAAUGCAACUGGGGUCCAAGACCUAGGUUACCUUUAUCACAAAGCUUUUAAAGAUUCUCAUGGUAGCAUCCUUCUUCUUACUAUCAAUAAUGCUCAGAAAAGUUUCUGUAGUAGCAAGUCUUCCACCAUGAAGUGGAUCCCGAUUUCAAAACUACAGAAGAAAACCAACGCUGUUCAAGAUGCCAUUGUUCCUCAACGACUAAUUCCUUCUUUGCAGGAGCAAGUAAUGUACCAUCGACGAAGCAAGGUGUCGGUGUCAAGAGGUCUGUACCUUGGGUACCUGAAACUUCGAACAGCAGUGGACUCAUUGUCCAUAGUUGUACCAGAGACGCAACCAAAUUUACCCCCGCAUGUCAAGAUAAGAGACAUCCCUAAUGUAACAAAAGAGGACUGGCUGUGGAUACAGUCCAUUGGCUCCAGCUUUGAUCUGGAAGCUGAAGCCAGCCCGUCGUGCUCUGCAUUUGAGAGUAAACUAAAGGCUGCCUCGAAAAAGUUAUUUACAAACUUGGGUAUCGAGGAGGAGUACGCCAGUCGACACCGAAUUUACAACAAGGAGGUUAUUGAAUUGAACGACAAUGUACUUAUGGUCCUUCUGUUGCCCCCGGUCGAUGACAUGUGUACUGCCCCUGGUCAGAGUGACCUCUUUCAUGCAUUGUCAGGUUACUUGUCUAUUCCUGUGCAAACCUUUGAGAUGAUCAACAUGAACACUUACCAGCCAAAUAUCAUGAAAACCUACGCACGGCUGUCGUCCAUUCUAGAACUUGAAACAUUCGUUUGUCUGCAAACUGCGAGAGAAGCCUUGUCACCCUCCGAGGCCAAGGUUGCCGCUGACAGACAAAAAAAAGUAACCGAAUUCCAAAAGGGGGUUGACGCACAAUGGCACAAUGCAAGGUGGAUUCUUGACGUUAUUCAAAUGGCAAGAGACAAACACUUUAGUUGUGGUGCUCUAGUGGGACACUUGUAUGACCCAGGGUACGUUUGCAAAAAAGCCAGUCUUUCUCCUCCAUCUUCAAAACACAUCAAUACUGUAAAUCGUACGAAAAAUGGAUUGUCUCUAAAAAGCAGUAGCUGCAACAUUAAAGUUCAUGGCACGGAGGAAAUUGGUGUCUUACAUAACGAAUUUGUAGAAAUUGACGUAACAAUGGAGACAACGGUCAAAGAGAUUGUUCACCUUGCAGCACAAGGGAUGCUACAAUUCAUAAGCGAACCGAACAGAAAUUUCUUCGAAUCUUCGGCUGAAAAUAUGAGCUUUCUGGGCCUAGUUGUGCUGUCUGGCUCAAAAGAGCGCUGUUUAAGAGAUGAUUUAAAACUUCUUAGUCUUCAGAACCCAUGGGAUAGAGGACAAAUAUUUUUAAGGCUGAAAAAAGAAGCUUACAAAGCAGCAAAACUUAGUAAAUCGACGUCGGUGUAGCCGAGCUACCUGUCUGUUAGCAAUUUUUAUGCCAAAAAAAUUUAACUCUCUUGUAAAAUUCGCACGUUGAAUGCUUUUGUGUCAAUUGGCGUUACUGUUAUUUCACUGAAGUCGCUGAUGUGAUACUAAAGUCAUCACUGUAACAAUGAUAUCGUCACUAUGAUAGCGACGACGUCAUCCACUCCGUCACUUCUGCAGCAAUCAAUGACCGAAAGCAACCUUACAAUGAACGCCGUGCAUUUGUAUCUGUGUGGAAUGGAACGGGAAGGUUUUUAAAAGGUUACGAGUCCUAAUCAGCUCGAGAGUUGGAAGUGGUCGGCACUGCCAGCAAUUUGCUUGAUGCGGAGGACUGUAGCGGAGUUGAACCUUAGACCUCUUUUACACUGUGCCAGAUAAAUUUUAUCCGCAUAAAACUUGUUCGGGUUGAUUUGCGUUUACACUUAACCGCACAAAUUUUGUCCACUUCGUCCUCCCGUUUACACUGUGCCGGAUAACUGCAGUCAUGUGACCUAAAUCGUGCACAGAACGCCUAAAACAAAGUAAUCUCUGGGCAACAAAAUAACAACUAAAUUCCCGCCAACAUAAAAAGACUUUUGAUUCUCUCUUCAAAAUCAUCUGCUUCUCUUUGAGACGAAGUCGAAAGAUACUGUCAAAACAACUUAGGCAAAGUUAGUUUCAAUAAUUCGUUAGUCUGAAACAAAAUAACGCAGAAAUAGCGAAGAAAGUGGAAAAAGCUGACAAGGAUGCCAAUUUUACGUGGACUGACGAAGAUGCUGCACUUUUAACACGAGUAUUUAUCGAUUACAUGGCAGCCAAGAUGGCGAAAGGUCUUGACUGGGAGACAGUGAAAACUAAAUAGGAAGAAAUAGCCAAUUGCUUUCGAGCAAGAUACGAUGUGCAUAAAAUUUAUCCGGAUAAAAACAUUCACACUGUACCACAUAGCUAUCCAAACUAAUUUAAUCCACUUUCCUAGGUGCACUAGUUUGUUCGGAUAGCUGCUCUCAAAUUCGUGCGGAUAGCAUGGGUCUAGUGUAAACGCAACGCCUAUCUGAACUAGUUCUGAUGCGGAUAAGAUUUAUCCGAACAGUGUAAACGGGGUCUUAAUUCAGUUUUUUCUCAAACGACUUGAAAAAAAUUGACUCAACAAAGUUAACCGUAGCAUUACAUAUCACAUGAAAAGGAGCUAAGUUUCCUGUUUCGUGAAUUAGUUAUUUUUUUACUAUUCAUUCCAUACAUGAUUCUGUUAGAGCGUGGAAAAUUUGCUAUACCCGAAAUGUUUUGAGGCCGGUUUUUGGUUUCAUUGGAUAAUGUUUGGUACAACGGUAAAUAAGUGGCUAAGCUUUUAUUAUCACGUUGUGUGUCUAUAAUGGCGAUUAAUUUCCUUAGAAAGGGAAACGGUUAACCAUUGCAUUAAUCAUGAUUGUAACUAUUAAGGUCCGUUCACACUACUUCGUUUUCAGAUGAAAACGAAAUCAAACUAUUCCAUUUUUCCCUUGCGCUCACACUGCUUUGCUACAAAAACGGAGUUAUGUGAAUACGCAAAUGAAAACGGACACUUUUGAAUACCGUGCGUAUUUAAUACGCUCCGUUUCCAAUGUGAACACCGAAAAUGGAGACAUUUGAAUACCCUAACAACGACAAAAAAUACGUGCUUUCUAGCACGAAAAAUUUGAAAAAUUUUGAAAUUGAGAAUUCACAAUGGACUGGUAGCUGUUACAAAAAUGUUUUUCACGAUUUGCUUUUUUUUUAAUUUCAUUCAUAAUGACGCCAGUUUGAUGAGGAUUCGUGAAAGCCUCUGUUCCAAAAUGAGGCCACCAACAGCGUUUUGUUGGAGCAGUGUGAACACCUACCGUAUUUAAAGGGUAUUCGUUUGAAAAUUGCUAAGUGUGAACGGACAGCGUUUUCAUCAACGAAAACGGAGCAAAACGAAUACGGAGCAGUGUGAACGUAGCGUAAUAUUGAUUUGAUCUGGCUUCAGUUAUAGAUAAAUUAUGCUCAUUAAGUCACUCGAAUAGAUGUUUUACUAACUCUAUUAUAACAAAAGCCAAUAGAGAAAUCUGUUCUACUACAGUUUUUCAGGUGCAAUUAUUCAUCAACACCAAUUUGUAAAUUUUGAGGGCCCCCUGCUCUUGAAAUGGUGUUCAUCUCCUGCUCCUCCCUUGCUCCUCCCUUGCUCUUCCCUUGCAAUAUUGUAAUUCUUAAGUAACGAUUUGUAGUUAUUUCAAUAUCCUGUAGUUGCCCUUUCAAACGUUUAUAGCCUUGAACAGCAAAAUACUCAACGUCAAUCUCAAACGAAGGUUUAAAAGCGUUCAAACACUUAUUCGGUGUUGCUCUUUUUUGUAUGUUCAGAUGUUUUUGAUAUGAUUUAAAUGGUUUUAGGCCGGUUACCUCAUUGGGAGGCUUUUUUAUCCCAAAGAAAAAUUUAAAUACGCACUGGCAGAGUAUACUUAGACUUGCGUGACUUGGUAAAAUGUAUAUAUUAUUAUCAUUUAAAAAGAUAAAUAUGAUAAGCAAUUGUUUCUUAACCUUUGCUAAACGUUAGUGAACGAUUCAGCAAAAAAUAUUUUAGAAUUAGAAAGUUUCGUUUUUUCAGUUGGGAACCCCCCCCCCAUAAUUUUUAAUGCUAGAAUUCUCUGUAAAGCUAAUUUAGUUUUAAAGUCUUCCUUAUUGCAGUUGAAUGUUCUGUAUAUUUCAUGAAUAGAAUUGAGAAUAGGUUCUGUUGUUAUAAUGUUAGAUUUAUUUAUUUGAGUCGAUAUAAUAUUCGCUCAUGUGCAGACAUUUA